AUGUUAUCUGGAUGGGAAGGUUCAGCGCACGAUGCAAGAGUGCUAACGGAAACGCACUCCAAUCCUAGGUUCAAGUUCCCCCGUCCCCCACCAGAAAAAUACUAUCUUGUUGAUGCGACGUACGCGAACUCUAAUUGUUUUCUCGCUCCCUACAGAGGUGAGACUUACCAUUUGCCUGAUUAUAGAAGGAGAAGUGGUGGAUUUCAGGGAGGUAGAGAUAUUUUUAACUACAAACACUCGUCGCUACGUAAUUGUAUAGAGCGAACGUUCGGGGUUUGGAAGGCUAGGUUCCCUAUCCUAAGGCGCCCCAAUAAUACGUAUUCAAUGGAUAAACAAGAGAAGAUUCUUAUUACUUGUGCAAUAUUGCACAAUUUCAUUCACAUGUUUAAUGAGGGGGACCCCCUUCUAAAUCAAUACUACUGUGAUGGUGUACCGGUAAGCGAAAUAGAUCCGAACAAUGAUGAUGAAUUUGAUGACGAUGACACUGAUAGUAAUGUCCCUGAAGGGCCAGUUGUAACAAGAGGUAGUGUUAAUCGUAUAGAGAUGGGUCGUUUUAGGGAUCACCUUGCGAAUGAAAUGUGGGUGGAAUAUCAGGGAAGCCGUGAGAGACACGUUUGA
Molecule: messenger RNA, 618 nt
Organism: Morus notabilis
Lineage: Eukaryota; Viridiplantae; Streptophyta; Magnoliopsida; Rosales; Moraceae
Exons: 2
Coding region: 1-618 (205 amino acids)
Source: RefSeq, a predicted model, not a curated record